AUGUCGCCACCAGGCCUGCAGACAGGCUCAGCAAUGUCGACAGACACCACGAAACAAACCUUCCUAGAAACCAACCACAUCGUCCGCGAACUGGCAUCGGGAAUGUUCGGCACAGUCUACAUUUCCAUCCCCAAAGCCAUCACGGAAAACAUACUAUCAAACGCCACCACCACCACAUCACUGUACUCAAAUCUCCGCCAAAACCUCCAAGUGGUCAAGAUUUCAAAGUCGGUCGACAUGACCCGCGAAAUCUCCCUCCUCAAAGCCUUCAAGGUAAAAACCCCAUCCUCCUCAGCAUUCACCCUCCCUAACUUACUCGCUUCAGAUCCCUCCCAACCACCCCUCUGGCUAACCCUCACCUACCUAAACGGCGGAACGCUGCACGAUCUGCUUGACCACUGCUACCAAAACCCAACCCUCCGCAUCCCAACCUCGCUCCUCUGGCACUGGAUUUCCCAAAUAGCCCAGACCCUCUUAUUCCUGCAUCUCGGCCUCACAAUCAUCAUGGCCGAAGACGACGCGAAAACCCCUCCCCGCCUCGUGUCCGACGACUCCUGGACCCCAACAAUCCACAACGACAUCCACUACGAAAACCUAAUCUUCAACCUCCCCUUACCCAACAACGCGAAUUCAUACCCCGAUCUAAUCCUCUCGGACUUCGGCAACUCAAAAAAACAUUCCACAGACCCAUCGCCCGGCCUCGCGAUCCCCUGGAAAACCCACAAAGAGAAACAAAUCGGUGAUAUUUUAUGCGAGCUCGAACAGUUGGCCAACAAAGUCGAGGACAAAGAUGAAGUUUUGGGGGAGUUGUUUGAUCAGACCCCGAAGUUUCGUGAUGAUGAUGAUGAUGAUGCUGAAUUGGAGUUUUUUGAGAAGAUGAUUGGGACUGCGGAGAGGAGGAAGAAGGAGUUGUGGAAGGAACUACCCGACGGAUUGAAGGAGUAUUUUGAAGGGAAGGGGGUUGGGGAUGAGGAGUUGCAGAAGUUUGUGGAAGAGGUGAGGGGGGAGAAGGGUGCGAGGAGUAAGGCUUCUCCUUCUUCUUCUUCUUCUUCUGAGGUUCAAGAUGGAAAGACUGCGGGUUGCGGUUGUGUGGCCUUGUAG
Pseudocercospora fijiensis CIRAD86 is the source of this 1101-nucleotide messenger RNA. RefSeq lists its product as uncharacterized. Gene Ontology annotation, molecular function: protein kinase activity; ATP binding. Bases 1 to 1101 code for a protein of 366 amino acids. The transcript has a single exon. Gene Ontology annotation, biological process: protein phosphorylation. Lineage: Eukaryota; Fungi; Ascomycota; Dothideomycetes; Mycosphaerellales; Mycosphaerellaceae. The record is from RefSeq and is a predicted model, not a curated record.